AUGAAUCAAGAAACAGAUUUAAAGAAUUUUUGUGUUGAACAUAAAGAUCCAAAGCUACACGAAUGUACAAAAUACGUUUAUAAAGAGAGAAGAGUACAUCCUUGUCCAGAGUGCAAUGAAUUGCUCGUAGUCGGUAAAGACGAUGAUGUUGACACUGUCAUCGUGAGACACUUGGAUAGAGACUGCGGCAAGAAGUCAAACAAACCAAAGAGCUACCCAUGUACACUCAAAGGUUGUAAAGCAAAGGAAUUCGUUGCAGUUAUAUGCGAUCAAUGUAAAGAAAACUAUUGUUUCAAACAUAGAUUCCCAACAAGUCAUAAAUGUGUUCCUCUACCAAAGCCAUCAUAUUCACCAACUUCACUAUUUAAAUAUUUUGUGGGAAGUGGAAGUAGCAGCACAGCUACAACUACAACUACAACUACUCGUAAUAAUACAUCAUCACCAAAACCAGUAACAUCACCAACUUCCACUAGACCAGUAAACAAUGUUAUGGCAGAACAAAAGAGACAACAAGAAGAGUUAAGAGCAAUAAGAGCAAAGCAACAAGAACAAUAUAGAGAUACACAAGCUGAGAUUAAUGUUUUACUUACAAACGGUGAAGUGAUUACAGGAAAGUUUAAUUAUAAUGAUUCAUUCCGUCAGAUUCAACAGUUUAUCAAUCAGAAUAGAACAGAUGGAAAGUCACCGUAUGCCAUUAUUUCAGAGAGUAACCCAACACCGUUUUCCUCGUACGAUCUUGAUCUAACUCUUCAAGAAUUGAAAUUGGCACCAAGUUCAACAUUGGUUUUGGUGGAACUAGAAAUAGGUGACAAUAGAAUUGAAGAUCAUAAUAUGAAUGAGAGUAGAGACAAUUCAAAGUCCAAUUUCUCCUAUUUCAAUCCAUUUUCAUGGUUCGGUAACUAA
Messenger RNA from Heterostelium album PN500, 903 nucleotides. RefSeq lists its product as uncharacterized. The transcript is spliced from 5 exons. The record is from RefSeq and is a predicted model, not a curated record. Bases 1 to 903 code for a protein of 300 amino acids. NCBI's taxonomy places the organism in Eukaryota, Evosea, Eumycetozoa, Acytosteliales, Acytosteliaceae. Gene Ontology annotation, molecular function: protein binding; zinc ion binding. Gene Ontology annotation, cellular component: cytoplasm.